AUGAAAUAUAGAGAACGUGUACAUGGGUUGAUCCUUGUUUCCCUUGUAUGCAAAGCACCUUUGUGGACUGAAUGGCUUUAUAGCAAGGUUAUAAUUCCUUUGUUAUAUUUCUAUGGAAUGUGUGGUUUAUUAAAGGAAUGCCUUCUCCAUCGCUACUUCAGUAAGGAGCUUAGGUCUAGCAUGAAUGGUGCAGUAUCAGAUGUAAUACAAGCUUGUCGAAUGUUACUAGGCGAAAGGCAAAGUUUAAAUGUCAUGCGCUUUCUUCAAGCAAUGAAUGAAAGGCAUGACCUUAUAGAGGGCUUAAAUAAGCUACCAUGCAAAACACUCAUUUUUGUGGGCGAUUACAGUCCAUUCCAUACUGAAUCAGUGUAUAUGAAUGCUACAAUGGAAAAAAGGAUAUGCGCUCUUGUUGAGGUUCAAUCGUGUGGCUCGGUAGUGACAAAAGAACACCCAUACGCAAUGUUGAUUCCCAUUGAAUUCUUUUUAAUGGGGUUUGGCUUAUACAGGCAACAACUACCUUUAUCUGCAGCAUCAAGUAAUAGAUCAAAGCCGCCAACCUCCUAG
Molecule: messenger RNA, 564 nt
Organism: Camellia sinensis
Lineage: Eukaryota; Viridiplantae; Streptophyta; Magnoliopsida; Ericales; Theaceae
Source: RefSeq, a predicted model, not a curated record